AUGCACUUCUCUACCAUCACCGCCAGCCUUCUUGGCCUCGCGCAGCUCUCCUACAGCUCAGCUCUCCCUCCUCGCGCAGAGGACACCGGCUUCGUUGUCUCUCUGACGGCCGCGGACUACUUCCCCGAUGCCAAAGGUGACCUGGCCCCCUUCGACAUCAGCGCCUACUUCGUCAACUACGACGCCGACACCAAGGCCUGGAUGACUGCGCUGGACCCUCAUACGGCCAGCACCGAUGAAGAAAAAGCCCGCAUGCUGACCGAGGCCGCGUACGCCAGGAAGUUCGAUGCUAACGACCCGGACAUGGCCGAGGAUGUGGAGGCCCUGCUGGCCGUUGUAGCGGGCAACACCACCACCUUGGGCCUCGCCAAGCGGUCGAGCUUCUUAACGGACACCAGACACGCCGUGACCUGGGGCGCCUGUGCGGCAUUCUUCUCGUGCGUCUCCGGCACGACCUGCACGUUUGACCUGCAGAUCGGCAAGUCGCCGCGCAGCCAAUGUCAGCAGCAGGGCGGGUCGAACUGCUGCAUUAGCUGGUCCACGUUCAAUGUGCGCGUGGGCUUCUUCUCGACCACCUGGACUACUUGCAACAGUGAAGUACAGGCUGAGGGACUGACCAGCGCUUCUUGUGAGGGCUUCGGCACCAGUGAUCAGGCUGGAGAUUGCAACUUCCUCGACCCAUUCCACUGCUGCCUCAAUCGUAUCUCACGCACCGCCAGCCCAAAAGAGCCAGCCGCCCCCGGCCCCAACACCAGCGCCCCAAGAAGCAAAAGACCCAAGUCUCUCUUUUCCAUAUCCGACAUCUGA
Messenger RNA from Aspergillus terreus NIH2624, 807 nucleotides. RefSeq lists its product as uncharacterized. The record is from RefSeq and is a predicted model, not a curated record. The transcript is spliced from 2 exons. Lineage: Eukaryota; Fungi; Ascomycota; Eurotiomycetes; Eurotiales; Aspergillaceae. The coding region runs from base 1 to 807 and encodes 268 amino acids.